AUGGGUUUUGGUCAAGUAGUAAUUGGACCACCAGGUUCAGGUAAAACAGUUUAUUGUAAUGGUAUGUCACAAUUUUUACAAUCUAUUGGUAGAAAAGUAUCAAUUAUAAAUUUAGAUCCAUCAAAUGAGAAUAUACCAUAUGAACCAGCAGUAAAUAUACAAGAAUUAAUUGAUUUUCAAACAGUAGUGAAUGAAACCGACCUAGGACCAAAUGGUGGGUUAAUUUUUUGUAUGGAAUAUUUAGAAAAGAAUUUAGAUUGGUUAAAAGAAAAAUUAUUACCACUAAAAGAUCAUUAUAUAAUAUUUGAUUGUCCUGGUCAAGUUGAAUUAUAUACACAUUAUAAAAUUAUAUCAAACAUUUUAGAUAAUAUUAUGAAAUGGUCAUUUAGAUUAACAGUUAUUCAAGUUUUUGAUUCAUUUUAUUGUAAAAAUCCAAGUAAUUUUAUAUCAAUUUUAUUAGUGUCAUUAUCUGGUAUGGUUAGAAUUGAAUUACCACAUAUUAAUGUAUUAUCAAAGAUGGAUUUAAUUGAACAAAAUGGACCAUUAGAUUUUAAUUUAGAUUUUUAUACAGAUGUAUUGGAUUUGAAAUAUUUAGAUGCAUUCCUUGAUAAAGAUCCACGUUUAAAAAAGUAUAGUAAAUUGAAUAAAGCGAUUGCAGGUGUUAUAGAAGAUUUUAGUUUGGUUAGUUUCAUACCAUUGAAUAUAAUGGACAAGAAAUCUGUUGCAAACCUAAUUGCAUCAAUUGAUAAAAGUAAUGGUUAUAUAUAUGGUUCACUCGAUACAAAUACUGCCAUUUUAGAGAUUCAAGAAAGAGAAACUCAAUGGAAUUUCGAUAAAUAUCAAGAAACUCAAGAGAAAUAUUAUAAAUCAUACGAAGAUGAUGAUGUUAUCUUUGAAAAUGAUCAAGAUGAAGAUUAUGAUGAAUUUAGUAAAUAUUUAAAUAGAUAA
Messenger RNA from Dictyostelium discoideum AX4, 948 nucleotides. It is a transcript of the gene gpn2, whose product is annotated as GPN-loop GTPase 2. The transcript is spliced from 3 exons. Bases 1 to 948 code for a protein of 315 amino acids. The record is from RefSeq and is a predicted model, not a curated record. Gene Ontology annotation, cellular component: cytoplasm. NCBI's taxonomy places the organism in Eukaryota, Evosea, Eumycetozoa, Dictyosteliales, Dictyosteliaceae.